AUCGGCUUGACGUCGUUAGCCAGUCAACAAAAGUAAAAUAUGUAGAAUAACGUGGUCUCCGUGAAUUCACGGUUCUUGUACUCUCCAUUUGCAAGAAGAAGAAAGAGAAAGCGUUGAAUCAAUCUUCGUCUCUUUCAAUUCAUCCUUCAUUCCACUCUUUAAUCUCAAACAUAUCCAUUUUCGUUCAACCAAAUGAUCCGAUUCAUUCUGUUGCAGAACCGCCAGGGUAAAACCCGUUUAGCCAAAUACUAUGUUCCUCUCGAAGAUUCCGAGAAACAUAAGGUCGAAUACGAGGUUCAUCGUCUCGUUGUAAAUAGAGAUCCCAAAUACACUAAUUUCGUUGAGUUUCGUACGCACAAGGUUAUAUACAGGAGAUAUGCUGGAUUGUUUUUCUCACUUUGUGUUGAUAUUACUGAUAAUGAAUUGGCGUAUUUAGAGUGUAUCCAUUUGUUUGUUGAAAUUUUGGAUCACUUCUUCAGCAAUGUCUGUGAACUUGAUUUGGUUUUUAACUUCCACAAGGUAUACCUUAUACUUGAUGAAUUCAUUCUAGCGGGUGAACUGCAAGAAACAAGCAAGAAGGCUAUCAUUGAAAGAAUGGGGGAACUUGAAAAACUAGAGUGAAACAUAGCAGUUCAGCAGAGUCACAAUGUCUUGGAGAUUCUGAUGAUGUACUUGAGCAUUUGGAGUGAUUCUUGUAUUUUAAUUGUGAUAUGUGAUACAAAACUUUGAUAUUUUCCCCCUUGAGCCAUGUAUUAUGUACACUACCAAGGCUUCUUUUGGCUUGUGUUAAUAUAUUGUAGACAUUUAUGAAGUCAGUUUUUAGUAA
This is a messenger RNA of Lathyrus oleraceus (garden pea), 826 nucleotides long. Its product is annotated as AP-2 complex subunit sigma. Gene Ontology annotation, biological process: protein transport; clathrin-dependent endocytosis. Gene Ontology annotation, molecular function: clathrin-cargo adaptor activity. The record is from RefSeq and is a predicted model, not a curated record. The coding region runs from base 193 to 621 and encodes 142 amino acids. Lineage: Eukaryota; Viridiplantae; Streptophyta; Magnoliopsida; Fabales; Fabaceae. Gene Ontology annotation, cellular component: AP-2 adaptor complex. The transcript has 6 exons.